Molecule: messenger RNA, 1548 nt
Organism: Adineta ricciae
Lineage: Eukaryota; Metazoa; Rotifera; Eurotatoria; Adinetida; Adinetidae
Source: the annotation of a GenBank genome assembly
AUGGAUACGACCGUAUCAAACUCAGGCAAUGAAGAUCAUUCACCAAUGCUCACAUCGUCAUCAUCAUCAUCAUCUAGUUGUUUAGUCACAUAUUCAAGCAAUCCAACACAGAAAUUUUCCACGCCUGAUUAUGAACCAACUAGUGAACAUUUUCUCGAAACAUUUUCCACGUGGGACGACCGCGAACAAUUAGUUUUUGUUGAAAAUCUUCUCAAGCAUAUGCAUAGUCAUCAACAUGGACAGAUCAAUACUUUCCUACUACCAAUGCUGCAAAGAGAUUUCGUGGGACAACUAGCCACGCGCGGCUUAGAACACAUAGCUGAAAAGAUCCUCGGUUAUCUAGAUGAUCGAUCAUUAGUAUCAACUGAACUUGUAUGUCGAGAAUGGUAUCAUGUAAUCUCUGCAGGAAUGUUAUGGAAGAAACUUAUCGAAGGCAAAGUUCAAUCAGAUACUCUUUGGCAAGGUUUAGCUAAUCGUCGCGGUUGGACAAAAUAUCUCUUUCGUCAAAUUUUAACAUCCAAUGAAGUACAGAAAACGCAUGAAUUCUAUCGUAGUUUAUAUCCAAAGAUCAUGCGCGAUAUCGAUCAAAUCGAGACCAAUUGGCGAACGGGAAAUUUUCAAAUCGAAAAAAUUCAAUGCCGAUCACAGAAUAGCAAAGGUGUUUACUGUCUUCAAUACGAUGAUGAAAAGAUUAUCAGCGGUCUUCGUGAUAAUACCAUUAAAAUUUGGGAUAGAAAAACUCUGGAAUGUACAAAAGUGUUAACUGGUCAUAAUGGUAGUGUGCUGUGUUUACAAUAUGAUGAAAAAGUCAUUGUGACUGGCUCAUCAGACUCAACAGUACGUGUAUGGAAUGUGAAAACAGGAGAAUUGAUCAAUACAUUGCUGCAUCACUGUGAAGCCGUUCUUCAUCUUCGAUUUUGUGAUGGAACAAUGGUAACGUGUUCGAAAGAUCGCUCGAUAGCUGUCUGGCAAAUGAAUUCAUCGACAGAUAUAACUAUUCGACGAGUAUUAGUCGGACACCGGGCAGCUGUAAAUGUCGUAGAUUUCGAUGAGAAGUAUAUUGUCAGUGCAAGUGGAGACCGAACUAUCAAAGUUUGGGAUACGACCACGUGUGAAUUCGUACGAACAUUACUCGGACAUAAACGUGGAAUAGCUUGUUUACAAUAUCGUGACAAGAUCGUCGUCAGCGGUUCAUCAGAUAAUACCAUUCGUAUUUGGGAUAUCGAGUGCGGUGCAUGUUUACGUAUACUUGAAGGACACGAUGAAUUAGUACGAUGCAUUCGUUUCGAUUCGAAACGCAUUGUUUCCGGAGCAUAUGAUGGUAAAAUCAAAGUUUGGGAUUUAGUCGCAGCCCUUGAUCCACGUUCUCAAUCGUCAUUGUGUAUCCGUACCUUAACAGAACAUACAGGACGAGUAUUUCGUCUACAAUUUGAUGAAUUUCAAAUUGUUUCCAGUUCACAUGAUGAUACAAUUCUUUGUUUCAACUUCCUCAACGAUUCUCCAACAGCAGACGACGCAACAACAACACCGAUGCAUAGUACAUCGUAA